Protobothrops mucrosquamatus (brown spotted pit viper) is the source of this 858-nucleotide messenger RNA. It is a transcript of the gene TECRL, whose product is annotated as trans-2,3-enoyl-CoA reductase like. NCBI's taxonomy places the organism in Eukaryota, Metazoa, Chordata, Lepidosauria, Squamata, Viperidae. The transcript has 10 exons. Gene Ontology annotation, molecular function: oxidoreductase activity. The record is from RefSeq and is a predicted model, not a curated record. Bases 1 to 858 code for a protein of 285 amino acids. Gene Ontology annotation, biological process: very long-chain fatty acid biosynthetic process.
AUGUUCAGGAGACAUAAACCCAGCACUCUUGAGCAUAAGAAAGAUCUUGCUAUCCAGGGAUCAGCAUUGCCUACACCUUAUAAUGGCAUGAGAAGUUUUUUCAACUUAUCCCAACUUGUACUUUCUGCUGGCCACCUAAGACCACUGCCAGUUCUUAGACAUUCAAAAAUCACUUAUGUUGAAGUGGAGAUUCUUGAUGCCCACAGCAAAAAGCAGAUCUGUGUAGUGGAUAAGAUGCCACCAUCAUCAACACUUCUUGAUGUAAAACAUAAGUUUCACAAAAUAUGUCCACAAUGGUACCCAUCUCGCAUAGGUCUGCGACUAGAACCUAAUGGGCCCUAUUUAAAAGAUUCUGUUAAUAUAAAGAGUCUUGCAGCAUCUUCUAUUAUUACACUGUAUUUCACAGACAUGGGACAGCAAGUGAGCUGGAUAACAGUUUUCCUAACUGAAUAUACAGGUCCUCUUCUAAUCUAUCUGUUGUUUUAUUUUCGCUUCUCAACUAUUUAUGAUGCAAAAGAAAGUGCAAGAUGUUUACGCCAUCCUGUAGUUCAUUUGGCCUGCAUCUGUCACUGUUUACAUUAUAUCAGGCUUCUUCUGGAAACUCUCUUUGUGCACAAGAUUUCAGAAGGACAUACACCACUGAAAAAUAUGAUCAAGGGCUGUGUUUUUUACUGGGGAUUUACUUCUUGGUUUUCUUACUACAUCAACCACCCCCAGUAUACUCCUCCAUCAUUUGGAAACAAGCAAGUUUCUUUGGCUACCGUUGGAUUUCUGGUAUGUGAAGCUGGAAACCAUUUUAUCAAUGUGGCUUUGGUUCAUCAAAAUCAGUCAGUUCCUGAUCUUCUUGAAUCUAUUUAA